Messenger RNA from Chrysochloris asiatica (Cape golden mole), 723 nucleotides. RefSeq names its product NK2 homeobox 8 (gene NKX2-8). Gene Ontology annotation, cellular component: nucleus. Bases 1 to 723 code for a protein of 240 amino acids. Gene Ontology annotation, molecular function: RNA polymerase II cis-regulatory region sequence-specific DNA binding; DNA-binding transcription factor activity, RNA polymerase II-specific. Lineage: Eukaryota; Metazoa; Chordata; Mammalia; Afrosoricida; Chrysochloridae. The record is from RefSeq and is a predicted model, not a curated record. The transcript is spliced from 2 exons. Gene Ontology annotation, biological process: regulation of transcription by RNA polymerase II; cell differentiation.
AUGUCCACCACUGGACGCCUCAGCUUCACGGUGCGCAGCCUCCUGGAUUUACCCGAGCAGGACGCACAGCACCUGCGGAGGCAGGAGCCGGAGCUGCGCACACCCCUGCGUCUCGCCCCCUGCGCUGUCUGGUUGGAGCCAGAGCGCAGCCACUACCCCUCUUCUGAUGAGAGCAUCCCAGAGAUCAGCCCGCCCGACUCGUCGCAGGGGACGUCCCCGAGACCCGCGACGCCGGGCUCAGACGCUGAUAAGAGGAAGAAGCGCCGGGUGUUGUUCUCCAAGGCACAGACGCUGGAGCUGGAGCGGCGCUUUCGGCAGCAGCGUUACCUGUCGGCGCCUGAACGCGAGCAGUUGGCGCGCCUUCUACGCCUCACGCCCACGCAAGUCAAGAUCUGGUUCCAGAACCACCGUUACAAGCUGAAGCGCUCACGUAUUCCAGCUACCGCGGGGUCGCCAGACCUUGCCGCUGUCGCUGAGCUGCGCGGCGCGCCAGGCUUGCUGCGCCGUGUGGUGGUGCCUGUGUUGGUGCGCGAUGGGCAGCCGUGCGCAAGCGGUGGAGAGGCGGGUGUGGCCGCUGCCAGGGACAAAUGCGGCGCCCCCGUGGCCUCCGCAGCCGCCUGCCCUCUUCCGAGUUACACUGCCUUUGGUCCCGGCUCGGCUUUAGGUCUCUUUCCCACCUACCAGCACUUAGCGCCCUCCGCCCUGGUCUCCUGGAACUGGUGA